AUGGAAGGUCCCCCCUCAAGAGGGAUUAUUCUCCGGGAAAUGGGCAUAGACCCGGAAAGAACUAGUCAAGCUAAAGAAGAAAGAGAGACUGAACAACCAAGAACGGCAGGAACUACAACUUCAAUCACUGAAAGAAAAAAGAAAAAGAAUUUCGCUUACGGUAAGGAUGACUAG
Messenger RNA from Dovyalis caffra, 174 nucleotides. The record is from the annotation of a GenBank genome assembly. NCBI's taxonomy places the organism in Eukaryota, Viridiplantae, Streptophyta, Magnoliopsida, Malpighiales, Salicaceae.